GCAGAGUUGUGGUUGUGGAGGAGCUGCCUGCAUGUGCUCGUGUUGACCUCGCAGCUGAGACACCGUUGGAACAAUGUCAGAUAAAGCUGAGGUGAACCUGAGUGGAGUCAAACAAAGUAAAGGAGUGUGGCUCGUCAAGGUUCCCAAGUAUUUAUCUCAGCAGUGGGGCAAGGCCACAGAUGUUGGAAAGAUUAUCAUUGGAAAGAAACAAGGAAAAACGGAGGUGCGUUUCAGCCUGAGCGCGGAGCUGAGCGCCCUGCAGAGUGCUGUGGGGGAGAAGGAUGGAUCGCUGCUGAUCCCGAGGGAUCAUCCCUUCACCAUGCACCCAGUGGGUGGACAGACCAUGGCUGUUUUCAGCCAGAGCAGCACAGAUGGAAUCAGUGUGGAGGGCAUGGUGGUGCACAGAGCUGAAUGCAGACCAGUCGUCAAUGACAACUACAUGAAGCUGAAGAAGUUGCAGCUCAAAGAGUCCACCAAGCCUCAGCGUUUAUCACAGCAGCUCGAGAAAGCCAUCACCACUGUCUUCAAGCCUGUGGCCAACCACGAUUUCAAUUUGGAGUAUGAGAAGAAGAAGAAGACGGAGGGGAAGAUGGUGAGAGCAGAGCGACAGGUCGUGUUGGACAUGCUCUUCUCCGCCUUCGAGAGGCACCAGUAUUACAACAUUAAGGACCUGGUGGACAUCACCAGACAACCUGUGACGUACCUGAAAGAGAUCAUGAGGGAAAUUGGGACGUACAACAGCAAGGGAGCUCACAAAAGCACCUGGGAGCUGAAGCCGGAGUACCGACACUACCAGUCGGCCGAGGAAGAGGAGACGGAGGCCGCCUAGUUCCAGCAGGAACCUCAGUCUGACCCCACCUGCUAACAGAGGGCGAUGAGGAAUUCAGGGACUUCCAAACGUUAAUCCUCUUUAUUGGAUAUGCAGCUAGAAUGUGUGUUUUGAAGUUUCUUGGGAGUGGAGCAAUCUGUGGCUGUCUGAAGGAAUAAUAUUAGAACGCAGAUAUAAAAUGUGAAGGCAAAAACAGGGACACUUUCCUUUUUCAUAAUGAUGAAUGUUUUUGUGUGUUGUAUAAUUCUAUAGACAUGUUGUGUCUGAACAGGCCGCUGGGUGGACUGUUAUGUUAUAUUUAAUUUGGAUGUGGGAACAUGAAUGUGACUGGAAAUCUGUUCCGUGCUGAACUUUUCUUUUGCUUCCUGAAUAAAUGUCU
This is a messenger RNA of Platichthys flesus (European flounder), 1208 nucleotides long. Its product is annotated as general transcription factor IIF subunit 2-like. Gene Ontology annotation, biological process: transcription by RNA polymerase II; transcription initiation at RNA polymerase II promoter. Lineage: Eukaryota; Metazoa; Chordata; Actinopteri; Pleuronectiformes; Pleuronectidae. The record is from RefSeq and is a predicted model, not a curated record. The transcript is spliced from 8 exons. Bases 74 to 829 code for a protein of 251 amino acids. Gene Ontology annotation, cellular component: transcription factor TFIIF complex.